UGAGCCCAUUUUUGCUGUCUUAACUUUAGCCUGUUAUGGUCUCCGUCUUCUGCUUGACUAGAAGACUUUUCUUCGUUUCUCUGACCCAAAACAAUGGAAACUCCCGAAAUUCCCUCGUCUUCCAUUUAACUGUUUAACUUUCUUCUCUAAGUAGCAAAGUUUACAUUUACAAUUACAUCACACUCUUGUCUCUCUUUCUACAUAUAAAUUGAACUAUGGAUGCCAAAUUUUUAGUUAGUUUAUUUAUUUAUUUUUGUUGUCCCUUUUGAUACGAAAAUGGCGAGAAUAAGAAGAAUGAGGAAAGCAAGAUUAAAUAUUGAAGAGGUUGUGGAUUUCUUUAAUCAUCUAUAUGCAGAGAAGCCUCUUUUUCCUUUUUUAGUUCCUCUGAUUUUGGUUCUUUGGGUUAUUGAGAAAUGGAUUUUCUCUGUUUCCAAUUGGGUCCCUCUUGUUGUUGCUGUUUGGGCUACUGUUCAGUAUUACGGUUAUCAACGUCAAAUACUUGUUGAAGAUCUGAAUACAAAGUGGAAACGAGUUGUAUUGAGCACCUCGCCAGUAACACCAGUGGAACACUGUGAGUGGCUGAACAAACUGUUAAUGGAAGUUUGGCCCAACUACAUAAACCCAAAACUUUCAAUAAGGUUUUCAUCCAUUGUCGAGAAGCGUUUAAAGGAGCGGAAGUCGAAAUUUAUAGAAAGAAUUGAAUUACAGGAGCUUUCGUUAGGUAGCUCCCCACCUUACUUGGCUCUCCAUGGCACUCGUUGGUCAACUUCAGGUGACCAGGGGUUUAUGCGUCUCAGUUUUGAUUGGGACACAUCUGACUUGAGCAUUAUGUUGCUGGCUAAGCUGGUCAAGCCAAUGGGAGCAGCUCGGAUUGUUGUUAACAGCCUUCAUAUAAAGGGUGAUCUUCUUUUGAUGCCUGUUCUGGAUGGUGGAGCAAUUCUAUACUCAUUUGUUUCAACUCCAGAAGUAAGAAUAGGAGUUGCCUUUGGAAGUGGAGGAAGCCAGUCUCUACCUGCCACUGAGCUGCCUGUUGUUUCUUCUUGGCUGGUCAAAAUUCUGACUGACACCUUAGUUAAGACAAUGGUUGAACCUCGCCGCCGUUGUCUCUCCUUACCAGCAGUAGAUUUAAGGAAGAAGGCUGUUGGCGGAGUUAUUCACGUGACAGUCAUUUCUGCUAGUAACCUUUCUAGAAGUGCCUUUCGAGGAAGCCCUUCAAGAAGGCAACAAAAUUGUUCUAUAAAUGGUAGUUUAGAAGAGUAUUUUGAUGAUAGAGAUUUGCAAACUUUUGUGGAGGUUGAACUUGAACAGUUAACAAGGAGAACAAAUGUGAGAUCGGGCUCAGGUCCAAGAUGGGAUUCAACAUUUAAUAUGGUUUUACAUGAAGAAACUGGAAUUCUUCGAUUUCAUCUUUACAAUUCCAGUCCAUCCAGUGUGAAGUUUGACUAUCUUGCGAGUUGUGAAAUAAAGGUGAAGUAUGUUGCAGAUGAUUCAACAAUGUUUUGGGCAGUAGGACCCAACACAGGUGUAAUUGCUGAGCAUGCCGAGUUUUGUGGAAAAGAUGUGGAGAUGACUGUACCAUUUGAGGGGGUUAACUCAGGAGAGUUAACGGUAAAGCUUGUCUUGAAAGAAUGGCAAUUCUCUGACGGUUCACAUAGCUUCAACAAGUUGCGGACUAGCUCUCGGCAGUCAGUGGAUAGCAUAUCAAAUCUUUUUUCAAGGACAGGGAGAAAGAUUAAUGUAGUUGUUAUGGAGGGAAGGGAUCUUACCACAAAAGAAAAAUCUGGAAAGUGUGACCCAUAUGUUAAACUGCAAUAUGGAAAGGUUUUCCAGAGAACAAGGACUGCACAUGCUUCUAAUCCUUUAUGGAAUCAGAAGUUUGAAUUUGAUGAGAUUGAAGGAGGCGAAUACCUUAGGAUUAGAUGCUAUAAUGAAGAUAUCUUUGGAGAUGACAACAUUGGCAGUGCACGAGUAAACUUGGAGGGACUGGUUGAAGGUUCAAUCAGGGAUGUGUGGGUUCCCCUUGAAAAAGUGAAUUCAGGAGAACUGAGGCUUCAAAUAGAAGCAGUAAGAGAUGACAAUGAUGGCUCAAAGGGUUCAACUACAGGCUCAAGCAACGGUUGGAUUGAAAUUGUUCUUAUCGAAGCAAGGGACCUUGUUGCUGCUGAUCUCAGAGGGACAAGCGAUCCUUAUGUGAGAGUGCAAUAUGGAGACUUGAAGAAGAGAACAAAGGUUGUAUACAAAACUUUGAAUCCCAAGUGGAAUCAGACGCUGGAGUUCCCUGAUGAUGGCAGUCCCUUAGUGUUACAUGUGAAAGACCACAAUGCCUUGCUUCCCACAUCAAGUAUAGGUGAUUGUGUUGUAGAAUAUCAGAGAUUGCCACCUAACCAGAUGUCUGACAAGUGGAUACCACUGCAAGGAGUGAAAAGGGGAGAGAUCCAUAUUCAAAUUACUAGAAAAAUUCCAGAAAUGCAAAAGAGAUCCAGUUUGGAUUCUGAAGCUUCUUUAUCUAGAUCACCUCAGUUAUCUAGCCAGAUGAGAGAGAUGAUGAUUAAAUUUCACUCUUUAAUCGAGAAUGGUGAUCUUGAAGGACUCUCAACAGCUUUGAGUGAUAUGGAAAGCUUAGAGGACAUGCAAGAAGACUACAUGAUACAGCUCGAGACCGAGCAAAUGCUUUUGCUUAACAAAAUAAAGGAGCUUGGCCAGGAACUUUUUAGCUCAGCAACUUCCUUUAGCAGAAGACCUUCUGGAAUUUGAGUAUGUUCACUGUCUUAACCUCAAAGGAAAUUAUCCUCGUUGGAGAUUCACGUUACUUGUACAAAGAUCCUCACAUGAUUUAAUAGGUACAUGGGUUUUCCACUCUGUAGGCAUUAUUCUAACCCCUCUUUUUUGCUGUGUGAUUUGCUUGUGGCUUUUUAGCUCAUUUAGCAGCAGAUGCAGAAAACUGGUCUUCAUAUCUCAUGAUACUUAUUAUUUGAUAGAUAGAUAAAAAAGAUAGAGACAGAGAGAGUGAAUGGUUUAGGAAGGGUGCAUUUUCUGCAUGUGAAGAUCAGAAGAUGUAUAAUGAUGAUUAUUGAUUAGCAUUUGUUUGAAUAUUUAUUUGUAUAUGCAAAUGAUGUAACUAAGGACUGAUAAGAAUAAGAUGUUGUCACUGUCCAAUUACUGAGAUUAGCUUGUGCUUUGUUUUGUAUGAUACUACUAGAUGGACGAAGGUCCAGACAUUCAUGACCUAAUGUUUGAAAUAAAUGUGAAGUUCAUUUUAUUUUAAA
Jatropha curcas is the source of this 3266-nucleotide messenger RNA. RefSeq names its product C2 domain-containing protein (gene ATSYTF). Gene Ontology annotation, molecular function: lipid binding. NCBI's taxonomy places the organism in Eukaryota, Viridiplantae, Streptophyta, Magnoliopsida, Malpighiales, Euphorbiaceae. The record is from RefSeq and is a predicted model, not a curated record.